Messenger RNA from Miscanthus lutarioriparius, 672 nucleotides. The record is from the annotation of a GenBank genome assembly. Lineage: Eukaryota; Viridiplantae; Streptophyta; Magnoliopsida; Poales; Poaceae.
AUGGCUCGGUCAGCUGCUAUUUAUGCCCCAGGAGAUUGCUUGGAAAGCACGACAAAGGAAGGAGGCAUGGUGGACACAGAGUCCAUGGUGGCGGUUGUUGAGUCCCGAGCGGACGGGAGGAAGGAGACAGCUAGAGGUGGGAGACGACCAACAAGCGGGUCCCACCGGUCAGUCAAUGAUAUUUCACUGGCUGAUUACCUUGCCGUCAACCCCACAAAGCAUGCCAUUUAUCUUCCCCACACUGCUGGAAGGUAUUCGGUUAAGAGGUUCCGCAAGGCUCAGUGCCCAAUUGUUGAGAGGCUGACAAACUCUCUGAUGAUGCACGAUCGCAACAAUGGCAAGAAGGUCAUGGCUGUUCGCAUUGUGAAGCAUGCUAUGGAGAUUAUUCACCUGCUAACUGAUGCAAACCCUAUCCAAAUUAUUGUUGAUGCCAUCAUAAACAGUGGUCCAAGGGAAGAUGCAACUCGAAUUGGAUCUGCUGGUGUUGUUAGAAGGCAGGCAGUUGAUAUAUCUCCUUUGAGGCGUGUGAACCAGGCAAUCUACCUUCUUACAACCGGUGCUAGGGAAAGUGCUUUCAGGAACAUCAAGACCAUUGCAGAGUGCCUUGCCGAUGAGCUUAUCAAUGCAGCUAAAGGUUCUUCUAACAGGUCCUCCCUGUCCCAGAAAAUCUGA